This is a messenger RNA of Caenorhabditis sp. 36 PRJEB53466, 996 nucleotides long. The record is from the annotation of a GenBank genome assembly. Lineage: Eukaryota; Metazoa; Nematoda; Chromadorea; Rhabditida; Rhabditidae.
AUGGACUCGUCUGGUGCGUCAACCUCUGGGCCCCUCCCACCAUCGCAAAACUCGGGUACCUCUGGCACUUCGCAAUCAGAGUUCGGAGAGCUCAGUCCAGCCGAAUUCGCGAAGGUCACCUACUUCUCAUUUGCCCAACCGGUCUUCUCAGCGAGCAUCGUGGUCAAUCAGCCUAAUAGCUUCGUGCCGUCGGUGCUGCCAAUGUCGCAGAACUGUGAGUUUUCAUUUGUCUCCCACAAAGAAUGCUGUUUCCUUCCCCACUUUUAUCUUUGCACAACACAUUGGUGUGCUUUUCCGGCGGUGAGCCGACACGCCGGCAACAUGAAAUUAAGUCGUAAAUUUGGAGUUCUUGAAGGACGACGGCUUCGGCGACGGCGACGGCGACGAAGACGCCGUGCUCGAAAGUUGUGCAUCCUUUCUCUCAAGAUUUCACCCUUUCCUUCCGGUUUUUGUCCGAAACAUACUUUUUCUCCGUUUUUGGAUACUGAGGGUUCGAAUAGUGAGAAAUGAAACAAUUGGCAAUGUUUACGUUUGUGUGCCCUCCUCCCCCCAAUCUCUCUAAUGCCAAUACACUUUGCCCGACCCGGUCUAGGCGAAAUUCCAGAUUUUUCAUCAGUUUUUAUCUCUUUCCUUCUUUUCGGAGCCAAAAAUAAACGAGUUUUGUGAGAAAACCGCCUGCUUCCUGGUCUUUUCAUGUCAUUUUUCGACUUUCGUUUUCAGUCAACACUAUCAACUACCCGGUGUUCACCAAGUACGGAUACUACUCGAACGGAACGUACCACAUGAUGGUGAAGAAGGGAAUCACUCGUCUGCGCCUCAAGUCGCUGGUCAGUUACUUUUUAAUCGCGUUUUUCCAAAUCAAAUUAUGUUUAUGUUCAGUGGCGCCGUGGAACUCCGACUCUCGAGACUAUCGUCGAAGAACCCGAGGUCGAAGCCGAGCAGGACGUCCAGAAGAAGGAGAAAGAGAAGAAGAGCAUCACUGGUAGCUCCGUUUAA